UUUAAUUUAAUGUUUAUCUUAUUCUAAAGUUGAAGUAGGAUGUUGUUAAGAAAAUAUAGUUUGUUUUGCAGCUUAAUUUUAACCAUGAUACUUCUUUAUUUGUUGCAGUGAUGUCUGCCAUAAGUGGGCUGCAAGGUGAAAUACAUGGGUUUGGUACAAAUUCAGUGGUUCUUGUUUCAAUAGUAGUCCUGGUAGCUUUGUUCAGCAUACAGCGGUUCGGAACCAGCAAAGUUGGCUUCAUGUUUGCACCUAUACUUGCUUUAUGGUUCUUUUGUCUUGGUUCUAUUGGAAUCUAUAAUAUAGUUAAGCAUGAUAUUAUGGUUCUGAGAGCAUUUAAUCCGGCUUUUAUUUUUUACUUCUUUAAGAAGAAUGGCAAAAAGGCAUGGUCAGCUCUUGGUGGUUGUGUUCUUUGUAUUACAGGCGCAGAAGCAAUGUUUGCUGAUCUUGGUCAUUUUUCGGUACGAGCGAUACAGAUUGCCUUUACUUGUGUGGUAUUUCCAUGUCUCCUCCUUGCUUAUAUGGGCCAAGCUGCUUUUUUGCUGAAGAACCCUACAUCAUAUGCAAGAGUAUUCUAUGACUCUGUUCCAGGAAGUCUUUUCUGGCCAGUGUUUGUGAUAGCCACACUUGCAGCUAUGAUAGCUAGCCAAGCAAUGAUAUCGGCGACAUUUUCAUGCGUAAAGCAAUCUAUGGCUUUGGGGUGCUUUCCUCGGCUCAAGAUAAUUCACACCUCGAGAAAGUUCAUGGGUCAAAUUUACAUCCCUGUAAUUAACUGGUUUCUGAUGGUCAUGUGCAUAGUUGUUGUCUCUAUCUUCCAAAGCACUACUGAUAUUGCAAAUGCUUAUGGCAUUGCUGAAGUUGGUGUCAUGAUAGUUAGCACAACCUUGGUGACACUAGUAAUGCUUCUAAUUUGGCAAACUAACUUGUUUUGGGCAAUUUGUUUCCCAAUUGCAUUUGGAUCGGUGGAGCUCAUUUACAUGUCGUCCGUCCUAUCGAAAAUCUUCGAGGGCGGCUGGCUUCCACUCGCCUUCGCCACCUUUUUCCUCUCCGUGAUGUACACUUGGAACUACGGGAGCGUAUUGAAGUAUAGAAGUGAAGUCCAGGAGAAGAUUUCCUUAGACUUGAUGCUUGAACUUGGAUCAAAUCUUGGAACGGUAAGAGUGCCGGGAAUUGGAUUGCUAUAUAAUGAGCUUGUCCAAGGCAUUCCUUCAGUUUUUUUGCAGUUCUUGCUGAGUCUUCCGGCCCUUCACUCGACCAUAGUUUUCGUCUGCAUUAAACAUGUUCCUAUCCCGGUUGUACCUCAAGAGGAAAGGUUUCUAUUCCGAAGAGUUUGUCCGAAAGAUUAUCAUAUGUUUCGCUGCGUCGUGAGGUAUGGCUAUAAAGAUGUAAGGAAGGAAGAUCACCAUGCAUUCGAGCAACUUCUCAUCGAAAGUCUGGAGAAAUUCUUGAGAAAAGAGGCUCAAGAAACUGCCAUGGAAAGUUGUAACUUACCUGAGGAGGACAUGGACAAUGCAUUGGUGAAAUCCAAGGAUUCUGAUAACAAUAAAGUAGCUGAGGAGCUAAGGAUUCCAUUGAUGCAUGGCCAGAAUAGUUCCGAAGAAACUGGAACUUCAAGUUACAUGUCAUUAGAUGAAGAUGAUGGUAUUGAAUAUGAGGUUUCGGCACUUAGAGAAGCAACUGCAUCAGGGUGCACGUAUCUUCUUGGACAUGGUGAUGUGAGGGCCAAGAAGAACUCCUUGUUCUUCAAGAAAUUGGUGAUUAAUUACUUCUAUGCAUUCCUUAGAAAGAAUUGCAGAGGAGGCACUGCAAAUAUGAGAGUGCCUCAUACAAAUAUCAUUCAAGUUGGGAUGACAUAUAUGGUCUAAUUGCCCCCUUAAUUACUUAUUUAUCAUACUUUACUUAUGCAACCUCAAUUUGGUUAUCAA
Molecule: messenger RNA, 1922 nt
Organism: Arachis stenosperma
Lineage: Eukaryota; Viridiplantae; Streptophyta; Magnoliopsida; Fabales; Fabaceae
Product: putative potassium transporter 12
Exons: 6
Coding region: 111-1862 (583 amino acids)
Biological process (GO): potassium ion transmembrane transport
Cellular component (GO): membrane
Molecular function (GO): potassium ion transmembrane transporter activity
Source: RefSeq, a predicted model, not a curated record